This is a messenger RNA of Lactuca sativa (garden lettuce), 1692 nucleotides long. Its product is annotated as G2/mitotic-specific cyclin S13-7. Gene Ontology annotation, molecular function: cyclin-dependent protein serine/threonine kinase regulator activity. The record is from RefSeq and is a predicted model, not a curated record. Lineage: Eukaryota; Viridiplantae; Streptophyta; Magnoliopsida; Asterales; Asteraceae. Gene Ontology annotation, biological process: mitotic cell cycle phase transition.
CGUCUCUUUCCACUUUCAACACAUCCAUUAGUUUUUCGAUUCAGAGAACCAGAGCGAGAGUGAGAGAGUGAGAGGGAGGAAGAGAGGGGCAUCGUCGUCAGUGUUUUCUGUUCUUUUUUAGAUUUCAAUACAUUCAUAGAUCGAUUAAGAUGGCGUCCAGGCACGUUCCUCAAGAACAAAACAGAGGUGACGCAGUUGGGGCUGUAAAGCAGAAGGUUAACAUGGCGGUUCCGGCUGCCGGACAAGUCAAAAGCCGCCGUGCACUUGGUGACAUCGGCAACCUGGUUAAACUCCGGCCACUUGAUGGCAAGCCACUGCCUGCAAUCACACGCCCGGUUACAAGAAGUUUCUGUGCACAGUUACUCGCCAAUGCACAACGAGACGCAGCUGAAAACAAAAAGAAACCAAUGGCAGUCAACGCAGCCAAGAAGAAAGCAACAGUCAAACCAAAACCACCACCGGUGCCGGAAAAUGCAACUGUAAUCGAGAUCAGUCCGGACACCCAAGAAGAGAGGAAAUCAGGAUCUUCUUCAUCUUCCCGAAACAAGAAACCUCAAUCGUCACUCACUUCAACACUAACUGCCCGGAGCAAAGCUGCCUGUGGCCUUAACUACAAACCAAAACCGGCGAAUGUCGUCGACAUUGAUGCUCAAGAUAUCGACAACGAAUUGGCUGAAGUCGAGUAUGUCGAGGACAUAUACAAGUUUUACAAACUCAUUGAGAAUGAAAGCAAAGUUCAUGACUACAUGCAUUCCCAACCGGAGAUUAACGACAAGAUGAGGGCAAUUCUGAUUGACUGGCUGAUUGAGGUUCACAACAAAUUCGAGCUAAUGAAUGAGACACUGUACUUAACGAUCAACAUUGUCGACCGAUUUUUGGCUUCUGAAACUGUUGCUAGAAGAGAAUUACAAUGUGUAGGAAUGAGUGCAAUGCUUAUUGCAUCGAAAUACGAAGAAAUCUGGGCUCCGGAAGUCAACGAUUUCGUUCAAAUCUCAGACAGAGCUUACGAACAUCGGCAUGUGUUAGUGAUGGAAAAGCGGAUUCUGGGUCGAUUGGAAUGGAAUCUAACCGUUCCUACGCCGUAUGUGUUUCUCACUCGGUUCAUCAAAGCCGCCGCAACUCCACCGGAGAUUAACAUGGAACACAUGGUGUAUUUCUACGCAGAACUAGGGAUGAUGCAUUACGAGAUCAUAAGGUUUUGCCCGUCGAUGGUUGCAGCGGCGGCGGUGUACGCUGCCCGGAGCACCCUGAAUAAGAGUCCGGUGUGGCACGAGACUCUGGAGAUGCACACGGGGUUUGAGGAGAGGCAGGUGAUGGAAUGUGCGAAGAUGAUGGCUGUGUUUCAUUCGGUGGCGAAGGAUGAUGAGAAGAGGAAGGUGAUAUACAGAAAGUAUUCCAGUGUUACACGUGGCGCGGUGGCGCUAUACCCUCCGGCCAAAGCUCUGUUGGCCGCAGUGAUGCCAUUGUCGUCGUAGUUUUUAGAGGAGGGGUUGGGUGGGUAUAAGAGAUAUCUAACUAAACUGUGUUGGUUGUUUCUGGAUUUGGGUCAAUUGAAUGAUUCUAUUACUUUUAAUAUUUGUUGAACAUUUUAAUGGGAUUAUAUAAUCAUUAAAGUGAACAUUAUAAGAGAGAUCUAACUGUGUUAGAUUAUUUCUCGAUUUGGAUCAAUGAAAUGAUUCUUUUCCUUUUUAA